UUCCCGUUUUCGAACGCGGGCCAUGAUCAAAUCUGGUGACUUGGUGAGUAACACAAACCUGAUUGUUUUUUUUUUUUUUUUUUUUUUUUUUUUUUCUUUUCAUUUUAUGUUAUCCCAAUUUACAAAACAACUCUCACCCUCUCACCUCAAACCCCAAACCCUUUAUUCGCUCCUCGCGGCGCUGCCUCCCAGGCUCCACGGCGGCCGGCGUUGGUUGGCUCGGCUCGGCGUCUCCAAAUCGCUACACACUCCUCGCUCUCUGUCCUACUCGCCUCUCAUUCUAUCAAUCUUUAAAUAGUGCGCAUAUCUUGAGAUAUACACCCGGGUGUUUAAUCGAAUUUUCUACGGGGAUAUGGGGAUAGGGAGAGAGCAGAGUAGCACAUCCGAAGCCGAAAGAGAGGAAAAAAGAAUUGUGAUGCUGGCACUGAGCGAUGAAUGCUUGCCUUCGGAAAGACUACAAGGUGGUACUCAAUUAUAUCACACUCGUGCAGAAUUUCACUCUGUGGAUCUGAAGCACAAUAUAUUAACUCGUUCUUGCUUUCCUUCAAUUAUCAUGGCUAAGUUCUUCUCAUCUGCCAUGGUGUCAUCUUUGAAUAAAUUUAUCUACUUAGUGGGAGUGGGAGGAGCGCGAUUAUCUGUCGUCCAAUCAUCUAAUGAGUCUUCCUCUUCCAACCACACAUUCUACUCCGGCGGUUCAUGUCUUGACAUGUCUGAUGAGGCUCCAGUGUGGUGUCCAGCUCCUGUCUUCGUUGAGGAUCACACUUCUCCCAACUAUGUUAGCUUUCUUGGCAAUAUUUACAACUUUGGAUCUGUUUGCCUUGCGCCCCAGGUUCUUGAAUGUGGUGCCCUUGGCCACUGUAAGUCAAUUCGCUCUCUCCCUAUCCCUCAAAGCCUUGCUGGUUGUAGUGUGUCUGUUCCUGUACUUCCCGACCCUUCCAACAAACGCAUUCUUAUGCGCCUCUAUGGUGGUCCCCUUUCGUCGCCUUCCCUCUAUGCUUUCACUCCCGAUCCUGAUGCUGAUGCUGAUGCUAUUGGGACAUGGGAAUGUCUCACCUCUGAUCUCCAUCUUUGGGCUCAUGCUGCUGCUGUUGUUAAUGGGGUCAUAUAUUUUCACUGCCAUAAAGUUCCAUCUCUUCUUUGUGCUUUUCAUAUAACCAAGAAAAUAUGGUUGAAAGUCUGGUGGGAUUCGUGCUUUAAGGACAGUGUUAAUAUGAAUGUCGAAACAAUUAAAUUCGAUGCAAUGCUUCAUUUGGGCCACAAUAUUUUGUGCUUUGCUUGUUGGACACCAAUAUAUUCCCGGACUGCUGUUUUUACCCUCGAAGUCAUAUUUUACAAGUUCCAAGUGUUGGUCACCGGUGAAACUGUAACCGUCAAGGUCUGUGACUCCUACUCAUAUGAACUUCCGGGAAGUACCAAUGUGUUUCAUUUCCUCCCCAUUUAGCAGGUGUAGGCCACUGGAUGCUCCUGCAUGAUCAGCAAAACUCAUGCAGAUUGACCACUUCAAAAAGGCGCUCUUGCUUGUGGAGUGAAAUUCAGCUGAAUGAAAAACUGAUAUGUGAUCUUAGUUUUAAACGCGGGUGCCUAGGCGUGACACUGGGCUCAAGGUGCACUAGGGUGCCAAGAAAAACACCUCUGGAGGCUGAGGCACAUACCCCUUCGAGAGGCGCAAAGGCGCAGGCUUUUUGGGCUUUUUUUUUGUUUAUUUUUCAUUUUUAAUCCUUUUGAGCCUAACCCACUAGAGGCGCACACCCCUCUUGCGCCUAGGUGCGCCUCUUGCAUGUGAUUAAGCUGAAUUCUUUUAAUUUCAUAUUCUCUCCAUAGAGGAAGAGGUAGUUAAUCUCUCUGCAAAGGUAGUUAAUGGAUUCUGUAAGGUAAAAAAAAAAGGAUAUAGCCUUUUGAGUUUUAAUGCAUUGAUGAUUAGUUAAAUUGCACUUUAGGGCCUUGUCACUUCUGUUAACUAGAGGUUUGAAAUAUUCCCACUUAAUACUAUGAGUCCAUGACCCAUGAGGUACAAUGGUUGAAAUUCCAUCUAAUUUGAUAAUUUUAUAGGUGCAAGUGUGUAACAAAGUGUGAGAAUCAACUGUGAACAUAAUAUUGGAUUUUCAUAUAAA
Molecule: messenger RNA, 2111 nt
Organism: Chenopodium quinoa (quinoa)
Lineage: Eukaryota; Viridiplantae; Streptophyta; Magnoliopsida; Caryophyllales; Amaranthaceae
Exons: 4
Coding region: 353-1441 (362 amino acids)
Source: RefSeq, a predicted model, not a curated record